Molecule: messenger RNA, 1440 nt
Organism: Perca flavescens (yellow perch)
Lineage: Eukaryota; Metazoa; Chordata; Actinopteri; Perciformes; Percidae
Gene: dcstamp
Product: dendrocyte expressed seven transmembrane protein
Exons: 3
Coding region: 1-1440 (479 amino acids)
Cellular component (GO): membrane
Source: RefSeq, a predicted model, not a curated record
AUGCUACUCUCAUGGACUGCAAUAAAACAGAGCCUCAAGGAUAUCAGUUAUCUGGCUGUGGAUGUUUUUGUAACUGGUGAAAGGGAUGGCUUCCGAAGAACUCUCACCCUCCUCCUCACCUGUAGCUUCUCCAGCCUCCUGCUCAGCUCCCUGCUCCUCCUCUACCUCGUCUUCACCCUGAACUAUGAGCUAGCGGUAGCGGGAUGGGUCGCCGGCUUCUUUGGGACACUACUGACACUCGCCCUCUUUCUAUCAAAGAGAGUAAGGUGCUUUGGGACUCUGUUUGUUAUCUCCAUUUUCAUGAAGAAAAGUCGGAACCUGCUCCUGACCGCUGGGACUAGUUUGGUGGUUCUUAGAAAUAUCCACAACACCUUGGAGAACAUAACAGGCCUGGUCAGGAGUAUGCUCUGCAACCUGAAGGCUAAGAAAGCUGCCAUGCUCGCUCCGUUCAGUAACUAUGUCAAGAUGUUGAAGUGGAUAGGAAACAUGCUCAAGGGGGUGACAGACUUAGGGGUGGUGAACCUUGACUCCCAACUCAAAGUUACACCCAGACUGGAAUCAGACGAACUCAGGGAGAAGCUCAGCGAAGCAGAGCAGAAGCUGAAUGUAACAGUGAAGUAUGUGCAGUCCCUAAUGAAUACAGUCUCCUCUGUGAGCGAUAAGGCCUUUCCUGCCAUCAGCUUCCUCGUGCUCACAAUGUUUAUAGCGCUGCACAUAAAGAAAUACUGCAGUGACAUGAAAUACAAAAACAGGUUCGUGAGCAGCAGAUUUGUUCGCUUUGACAAGAAGCAGAAGACGGAAAGGAAGCCUCACGUCCUCCCCCUCACUCCAGAGGAAGAGAAGCUGUACACCGUUGUCCCCUCGGCCCGUCCCACCACCAGAGAGGGGAGAGCUAUGCUGAAAUUUGGUGUUCCAGUCAUCUCCCAUUUUAUGGCUUGGGUCAUAUUUAUAACCGUGGAUGCCUUGUUGUACUGCUUUGUCGAUAUUGUAACAACAAAGUUAUCAGAGCUGGAACCAUUCCAUGUCCCGUUGUUAAUAAGCAUCAAAGGGAUUGCAACUUUAAUAGGUAUACCACUCGGUGAGGAAAACCACCAAAAAGAUUUUACCUACUCUGUAAGCCUCUUUGAGAAGAAGUGUCUUCCUAAACCCAAGCUGCUGCUCUAUACCUCUGUGGUUCCUUUGGCUGCAAUCCUGCUCACCCUGCUCAUUAUGGCUCUGAUGGCUGCCAAAGUGGCCCAGCUCAGGCUCAUGGUCUGUGAGCGCUUCUUCUCCACCGCUGCGGAGGAGAGAGUGGAGUACCUGCACGCCAAAAUCCUGAGGAAGAGAGUAAAAAAGAGGAAGGGGAAAAACAACUGCAGCGUCACGUCGCUCUAUUUUAAGCCACAUUUCUGGUGUCCGCUGCUCUUCAAGCCCAAAGAGAAUCCACAACAUAUCGUGUGA